This is a messenger RNA of Pocillopora meandrina, 669 nucleotides long. The record is from the annotation of a GenBank genome assembly. Lineage: Eukaryota; Metazoa; Cnidaria; Anthozoa; Scleractinia; Pocilloporidae.
AUGAAAAAUAAUGGAGGUCAUGUGACAUUUGCCUUCAUUGUCUAUGAUAUCACUUACGCAGAUUCUGAAAUCUACUUCCAGUGGCCUUUGGGAGUAGCCACUUAUAGAAACUUCCCAAAUGUUCCAUUUCUUUCCAUUGAUGUUCAGAAACCUCGUAAAUUUAAGUGUAACUUUUUAGGAACUGUUUAUCCAAACUCUUCUCGAGUAGUGCUGCAGACAGUGAUAAAGAAGUUUAACCUUGAGGAUGAGUGUUUUAUGAAGACUAGAGACACUUGGUCACUGGGUGAAAGUUCACAAUCAGCCAAUGAUUAUCACUAUGCUUUAGCCAACAGCGACUUAACUCUUAAUCCAGUGGGAAUGAAUACAGAAUGUUAUCGCAUAUAUGAAGCUUGUUCCUAUGGAUCCGUUCCUGUCAUUGAAGAUGUUGUCACAGCUGGACAUUGUCGGAAAGGAAAUGAAUCUCCAUUACAACUGUUAAAGAAAUUCAAGGCCCCAUUCAUUUAUGUAAAAGACUGGAAUGAGUUACCAAUUAUCAUUGAAAAGGAGAAGAAUUUAACUCACAAAGAUGUAGUUGAAAGGCGAAAAAAAGUGUUAUUGUGGUAUAAAAUGUUUAAAGAAACCAUGAGGGACAAAUUUGUUGAGACUAUACAACAAAACUUUGCUACAUAA